Eucalyptus grandis is the source of this 1011-nucleotide messenger RNA. RefSeq names its product ras-related protein Rab7. NCBI's taxonomy places the organism in Eukaryota, Viridiplantae, Streptophyta, Magnoliopsida, Myrtales, Myrtaceae. The record is from RefSeq and is a predicted model, not a curated record. Gene Ontology annotation, molecular function: GTPase activity; GTP binding. Gene Ontology annotation, cellular component: vacuolar membrane.
AGCUGCAAAGCCCUUUCUCUCUCUCUCUCCGAAGCAGGCUGCGAGAAUUUCGAAGUGCUGUCUGCUCACAUCUCUCUCUCUCUCUCUUCUGCGAGGCAGUGCGAUGCCGUCCCGCCGGAGAACGCUCCUCAAGGUCAUCAUCCUCGGGGACAGCGGGGUCGGGAAGACCUCUUUGAUGAACCAAUAUGUAAAUAAAAAGUUCAGUAAUCAGUAUAAAGCAACUAUUGGAGCUGAUUUCUUGACCAAGGAAGUUCAGCUCGACGAUAGGCUCUUCACUUUACAGAUUUGGGAUACAGCUGGUCAAGAGAGAUUCCAGAGUCUUGGAGUGGCUUUCUAUCGAGGUGCUGACUGCUGUGUUCUUGUGUAUGAUGUUAACGUUAUGAAGUCAUUUGACAAUCUUAACAAUUGGAGGGAGGAGUUCCUCAUCCAGGCAAGUCCAUCAGAUCCGGAGAAUUUCCCAUUUGUGGUCAUAGGAAACAAAAUUGACAUGGAUGGUGGAAACAGCAGAGUGGUAUCGGAGAAAAAAGCUCGAGCUUGGUGUGCUUCAAAGGGGAAUAUACCAUAUUUUGAGACCUCUGCGAAGGAAGGUGUCAACGUGGAGGAAGCUUUUCAGUGCAUAGCUAAGAAUGCCUUGAAAAGUGGUGAAGAAGAAGAGAUAUACUUGCCAGACACCAUGGCAAACAGCAGUCAGCCAAGGCCAUCAGGAUGCGAGUGUUAAGGACUGCCCGAUGCUUCUUCCCAAUAAAUGAAUCCAUGAAGGAUUACUCAGAUAUUAGCAGGUUCUGCUUGUUUUAGAUGAUGCUGGGUUGUACAUUGCUUUUGCCAGAGAAAAUGGUUGCUGACAGAUUCUUUUGUCUGGUUCCUUCCAUUUAUUGCCGAAUCAAAUGUAUUCUUGAGUGAUGUCCUACUUAAUUUGUCUUUCAUGACGCGGCUUUUCUCAUCAGUGUUGAUUUUUGUUGGUGUAUUGAUCUUUUUUUUGUGUGUGAUCUAAGUACAAAUAUGCCGAGUCCA